AUGGAUCUCCUGGGGCUGAGGAGGCGGGUUGGAAGCGUGAUGGCAGUCGACGACUGCAAGAACAGGUUGAUACAAGACCUAUUCUUCGAGGUCGAGAGGCUUCACUCUGCUCUCCUCGACGAAUGCACCAAGCUGGAGAAUGAGAGGUUCCAUUUCAUUCAAGAACUUACUCAAUACAGGACGGAGAUUGCAGAUCUGAGACACAAUCAGGCAAAGCUAAGCUUCGUGUCUAUCCUCGUCGACGGGGACUGUAUGAAUUUCAACGACGCCCUCAUCCAAGAAGGCCACAACGGCGGCCGCAGAGCUGCACGACUGCUACUCCAGUCCGUCGAGCGCUACAUCCGGGACAUUGAUCCUCAAGCCAGCCCCGGCCUGCAGUACAGAGUGUGUAUCUACGCCAACCUGCCCGGUCUCGAGAAAGCCUACCGGGAAGCCAGAGUGCUGUCCUCGUCGGAAACCCUCGACCCAUUCGUCCGGGGUUUCAACAUGGAAGAUAGCCGGUGUGAUUUCAUCGACGCAGGAAACGGCAAAGAAUGCUCCGAUGUCAAGAUCCGAGGCAUGCAACCCCCCAACUUGCCCUCUUCUGCUGCAUCAACCUUCGAGCGCGACAUCCUCGACGUGCACUGCCGCCGUAUCAUAUUCUGUGCUGCCACGGAUAACGGCUACGCCCGCCUCCUCGGCUCCCAUCGAAGGAGCAACCGCAUCACCCUGGUCGAGGGGGCGCCAUUCGCCUGGGAGAUGGAACAGCUAGCCACUGAACUCCAAACAACCGCAUUCCCGGCAGUAUUCCGGGCUGCGAAGCUCCCCGCUCGUGCAUCCUCGUUCAGCGCCGCUGCAACCGCUUCCGCCAACGUUGCCGCUAUUGCUUUACCAACCACCGGCGGCACGCCAUCCCCGUCUCCUCCCCGACGGGACUAUGCUACCAUCGCGAAAGCGAACCUCCAGAUAACCCCCUCGUCUUCCGCCUCCUCCUCGGCCUCCUCUUCUGCCACCACACCCACUUUCCCAACAGCCAACCCAUCAUCCCAGAUAAUCUUCGACAUCUCCCCCUCUUUCUCUUCAACGCCCCCACUCCCAAAAAUCCACUUCAACGCGCAAGACCAACGCAUCGACCCCCCCCUCCGCCGCGCGAGCAGCAAAGAGAACUACGAGCGCCUCCGCGCGGCCAAGCUCUGCAACCGGUACCACCUGCAGGAUGACUGCAGCUACGGCGACGGCUGCACGCACGCGCACGGCCGGCGGCUGACGAGCGCGCAGGACCUCCACGACCUGCGGUGCAUCUCGCGGACGAGCGUCUGCGGCGAGGGGCUGUGGUGCACGAACCGGAAGUGCGUGUGCGGGCACCAGUGUCCGCGGGAGACGUGGCGGGACCAUGAGAUGACGGAGUGUCGGUUCCCGGAGGAGAUGCAUGGGGUGGAUCGGGUGGUUGUGCGGGUUGAAUAGGUUGACUUGAAAGAUAAG
Messenger RNA from Aspergillus japonicus CBS 114.51, 1461 nucleotides. RefSeq lists its product as uncharacterized. Bases 1 to 1443 code for a protein of 480 amino acids. The record is from RefSeq and is a predicted model, not a curated record. Lineage: Eukaryota; Fungi; Ascomycota; Eurotiomycetes; Eurotiales; Aspergillaceae. Gene Ontology annotation, molecular function: metal ion binding. The transcript has 5 exons.